Molecule: messenger RNA, 1070 nt
Organism: Zingiber officinale
Lineage: Eukaryota; Viridiplantae; Streptophyta; Magnoliopsida; Zingiberales; Zingiberaceae
Product: GTP-binding protein YPTM2-like
Exons: 8
Coding region: 171-782 (203 amino acids)
Molecular function (GO): GTP binding; GTPase activity
Source: RefSeq, a predicted model, not a curated record
CACCCGACGCUCCUUAUUACGUCGACGCGUUUCUGGGGAUCUCAAUUCUCAAUCCGCCCAGUAGCGGAGCAGGAAUCCGAUCUCCCUCGAUCGCAGAUUCCGUUAACCUCGUCGUUUUUCCGGCGAACCGCGCUGCCUGGGAGACCACCGCAGUCACUCCUGUUUCCGCGAUGAAUCCCGAGUAUGACUACUUGUUCAAACUCUUGCUUAUUGGCGAUUCAGGUGUUGGAAAAUCAUGCCUACUUCUAAGAUUCGCUGAUGAUUCCUACUUGGAAAGUUACAUUAGCACUAUUGGAGUUGAUUUUAAAAUUCGCACUGUUGAGCAGGACGGGAAGACUGUUAAACUUCAAAUUUGGGAUACUGCUGGGCAAGAGCGAUUCAGAACUAUUACCAGCAGCUACUACCGCGGUGCUCAUGGUAUCAUUGUGGUCUACGAUGUCACAGACCAAGAGAGCUUUAAUAAUGUAAAGCAGUGGUUGAAUGAGAUUGAUCGAUACGCAAGUGACAAUGUGAAUAAGCUUCUGGUUGGGAACAAGUGUGAUCUGCUUGAAAACAAAGUUGUUUCAUACGAGACAGCCAAGGCUUUUGCUGAUGAGAUUGGUAUCCCUUUCUUGGAAACUAGUGCAAAAAAUGCUACUAAUGUGGAGCAAGCAUUCAUGGCCAUGACUGCUGCCAUCAGGAGCAGGAUGGCGAGCCAACCCGCCAUGAACAGUGCCAAACCACCAACAGUACAAAUUCGUGGACAGCCUGUUGACCAGAAGAGCAGCUGCUGCUCUUCUUGAAGCGGUUGUUCUCCGGCAACGCCGAGCGACUUCCUACCUAUUUAGAUUGAUGCUUAUGUUUCGCUCUCCAUAGAUUCGUAAAUUGCUCCAUUCUUUCCUAGCUAUUAAUUGUGUACAAGUUGAUUAUCUAAUAGUAUAAUCAGUUUUCAUCAGCUUUUGCUGUUGUCCUAAUUCUCCGAUCUAUCGGAGAAUUCACGUUAUGAUGUGCUGAUCUUGUCUCAAUAUCAAACGGUGUUAAACAAUAUAAAAUGAAUUCAUGUUUCUUAAGAAAUUAAUUUUCUCAUGUAA